CAACUGAGAAGGAGCUCGAAGAUGCUUACAACAAAUAUAAAAACUUCUAUGUCAAAUACCAUAGCGACCACCCCGCAACAACCACAGACUGCUAUGACGAAUAUCGUGCAACACUCGGCAAGCAAGUUGACAGAGUAAGUGAAGAGAUAAUACCUGAAGAAGCAGAAGAUGGCCCUGACAGUUUGAUGGUGAUAACACCCGAGCGUCUCAAGAUAUUCACUGACUAUAUGGAGAGUCACCGCGUUGGCCUAGUACGCAGUCCGCCAUAUUCGGGCAAGACCACGCUCAGCAGACGACUGCAAGAACAUUUCCGCACUCAGGGUAUUAAUGCCGUUUAUAUUAACCUAGCAGCAUUUGCGAAGGAGUUGGAAGAAGAAGAAGAAUGCACCUAUGCCCGCUUUAAUGCAUAUUGGGAGUCGAAAACUAAUAAUUCUUGGGAGAGUCUUAUGCAGUAUACAAUGCCAAUUAAGAUUAUUGUCGAUGAGGCACAGGUUAUUUAUAAUACUGCCGCGUCCUUUUGGGGGUCUUUGAAAUUUAUUUUAUCGGAUCUACGCAGCCAUAACUUCCGGAUACUCCUCUUGAGCACAUAUCAUCCGACUUACAAUAUUGUGACACCCAUGACGUUCCCAGAUGCACUUGGAUUAUCCUCUCUUCGUUUGACACAGCAUGAAGUUGAAGAGCUUGUGAGAAAUUACGUCCACAAGCGACAGAGCGGUACUAUUGGUCGGCCCUUCAGCAUCCCGAAACUCGUAGAGAACACAAUAUUCAAUUUUACCCAUGGAUAUGCCGGCUUGUGUCGGACAGCUUUGUCAGAUUUACGCCAGAAAUUCCCAAAUGGUGGGUCACCAAAUGACAUGCUCAAACAUCUAGCUUCAACACGAUUUUUGAACCGUUUAAUGACUUUGCGUGCUCUUUACUGGGCACAUGAGUGGGAUCCAACAGAGUCAGAAGCUGACCUUUUGCGUAGAUUAUUACUCAAGUGUGACCCUGACUCAACCUUUCAGCCCCUUAACAUCGCAUCAUUCCCACAGCUUGGAAAGUACCUCAAGAUUGGUAUUAUCAUCGAAGACAAUGACACCGGAAGAAUGUAUUUUGCUGCCCCCAUUUUGCGGAUUGUCCUGAGCAACUGA
Messenger RNA from Paraglomus occultum, 1130 nucleotides. The record is from the annotation of a GenBank genome assembly. Lineage: Eukaryota; Fungi; Glomeromycota; Glomeromycetes; Paraglomerales; Paraglomeraceae.